Molecule: messenger RNA, 1547 nt
Organism: Acanthisitta chloris (rifleman)
Lineage: Eukaryota; Metazoa; Chordata; Aves; Passeriformes; Acanthisittidae
Gene: UFSP2
Product: UFM1-specific peptidase 2
Exons: 10
Source: RefSeq, a predicted model, not a curated record
GUAAUUCUGGAAGCUAUGGAUAUACUCUUCAGAAUAAGAGGAGGCUUGGAUCUUGCAUUUCAGCUGGCAACUACUGAUGAGGCAUCAACAAAAAAGGCAUUAGGAUAUGUUUUCAGUGAUCUUGCAACCAAACUGUCCUCAGAGGUUCUUGUAUUAAGAAUUUGCCACAGUUCAGUCUAUGUGUGGCCUAACAAUGGUAUGACCACUGUUCCAGAGCUGACUGAUGAGUCUGCAUGUAAGGAGAUAAUACGAUAUAUUCAAUUUGAUCAAGAUGAUGAGACCAAACGAAAGCUUGGCAAAAAAAAGGACAAAAAGUUGCAAGAUACGCAGCAGAUCGUCAAUGUAGACCUCAUGUUGGAAAUGACAUCUUCAUUAGCUGCUUUCGCUCCAGUCAUUGAAAGGGAAAAGAAGGAACACCACUACAUCAAUAUGACAUUACCAGUUGAUGUUGUUUUAUCUGUUUCUCCAGAAGAAACAUGGGGAAAGGUACAAAAUCUCCUGGUGAAAGCAAUUCAUGAGCAAUUAACUGAUAUGGAAAGGUGUAUCAUGAAAUAUGCAAAAGGAACAUCAAUUGUGGUACCAGAACAAUUUCACUUCAUGUUACCAGGAAAAAAUCAGCUUGUAACAAUCUCGUAUCCUACAGGUGUUUCAGAUGAUCAACUAGAAAGUUACAGGAAGGAGUUGCAUGGGUUAUACAAUCUGCCUUGUGACAGACCAUAUUUCAAGAGAGCAAAUGCUUAUCAUUUUCCAGAUGAACCAUAUAAAGAUGGAUAUCUCAGAAAUCCACACUUACAUCUUAAUUCACCUGGUAUGGAGUCUGGUAUGGUUUAUUUAGUACAAGGUGUAUAUAGUUACCACCACUAUAUGCAGGAUCGGAUUGACGACAGUGGUUGGGGCUGUGCCUAUCGGUCUUUGCAGACAAUCUGUUCUUGGUUCAAGCACCAAGGCUACAUGGAUAGACCUAUACCCACACACAAGGAAAUUCAACAGGCACUGGUUGAUGCUGGAGACAAGCCUGCAGCAUUUGUUGGGUCACGGCAGUGGAUUGGUUCCAUUGAAGUUCAGCUCGUUUUGAAUCAGCUUUUCGGAAUUACAUCCAAAAUAUUAUUUGUCAGCCAGGGUUCUGAACUAGCCUUGCAGGGAAGAGAGCUUGCUAAUCAUUUCAAGACUGAAGGAACUCCAAUUAUGAUUGGUGGAGGUGUUUUGGCUCACACAAUAUUAGGAGUGGCUUGGAAUGAGAUUACAGGGCACAUAAAAUAUUUGAUUCUAGACCCACACUACACUGGAGGAGAAGAUCUGCAUGUUAUUUUGGAAAAGGUGAGGCUCGAUGCACAUGCAUAUAUAUACACACAGAUUUUUUAAUAUACAUGUGUUUUGGCAUUAAACAAAUAAUGUACAGCCAAAUUCAAAUUGGCCAUUCUAUGGCUUCUCCAUUCCUGUUGGGGGAAGUGCUGAUCCCAGUUAACCUGCAUACCACUGUGUGCCACUUAUUGGCAGUUUCUGAAACUUAGUGUCUUUGGAGGAGAUGAAUCAGAUCAGCAGCUGCA